AUGGCAGAUGACCAAAAUGCUACACGGGCUCCGGAGAGCGAUGCCCAAGAAGACAAGGCCCCUGUUGCCGGUGAUGCUCCCCCCGCCACAGCUGCUGCCCACGCUGUUGGCGAGCACUGCGUAACAGACAGACCUACUCCUAGCGGCCUGGCCUCCACCGGUGAAAUCAUCAAGCUCAACGAUAUCGACGUCUACAUCUCCAAGCCCACCGACUACCCUCACGCCCCUUCACGACUUCUACUCCUCCUUACAGGCGGCACUGGCAUCAGCUCCGUCAACAACCAGAUCCAAGCCGACAAGUUCGCCGCGGAAGGCUUCCUGACGCUGAUGCCCGACCUGUUUGGCGGCGACACAGCCCCCGGCGCCGGCGUGGCCAUCCCGCAGGAAACCAACUCAGUUAUUGAACAGCUCAAGAUAAAGGCGGCCGAAGUCACCAAGUCGUUCCUCAUCGAUAUGUGGCUGGCCAAGAUCACGCCCGACAAGGUCAUGCCCAUCCUGCACAAGGUGAUUGACGCUGCCAAGGAGCAGUACGCCGACUCGAUCAAGGCUGGCGACGGCAUCUACGCUGUAGGCUACUGCGUUGGUGGCAGAUUUGUGCUUUUGCUCGGCAAAGAAGCUGCCGCUGCCGAAAAUGCAGACGAGGAGGCUGGUGCUGUCAAGACUGGCCCGUUCAUCAAGGCUGGUGCCAUUGCUCACGCUGCCUCAGUCACCCCCAACGACUUCACCGACGUUGUCGUUCCUCUCAGCCUCGUCUGUGUAGAGGACGAUCCUCUCUUCUCGGAAGAAGUUCGCACUGCUGGUGAAGACUACAUGUCGUCUGCCAACUUGGAGCACGAAGUCCAAGUCUAUCCUGGCGUCCCUCACGGCUUUGCUGUCGUAGGCGAAUACCAAGACCCUGCUAUUCAAGACGCACAAGCCACAGCCUACGAGCAGCUCCUUGGCUGGCUCAAGACUCACUAA
Molecule: messenger RNA, 960 nt
Organism: [Torrubiella] hemipterigena
Lineage: Eukaryota; Fungi; Ascomycota; Sordariomycetes; Hypocreales; Clavicipitaceae
Source: the annotation of a GenBank genome assembly